Molecule: messenger RNA, 3453 nt
Organism: Anopheles merus
Lineage: Eukaryota; Metazoa; Arthropoda; Insecta; Diptera; Culicidae
Exons: 5
Coding region: 1113-2321 (402 amino acids)
Molecular function (GO): 8-oxo-dGDP phosphatase activity
Source: RefSeq, a predicted model, not a curated record
ACGAUUUUUAUCGUUGCAGGGGUGAAACACACAGAGAGACACGCAUAUGGCAAGCAGCGGCCGUGGCGCUCGAAAGAACAAUUUCAAACCCCUCAACUCGCGAGAGACCCGUGCGAGAGAGCAAACCGUGAAUUCGUGAAGCAGCAGCAGCAGCUAGCAGCAAAAGCCGGCUGAGGUCGGGAAAAGUGCGUGCGUUCCAUUGCGGGAUUUGCAGUGGAAAAUCCUUUCGGACUUCUUACGGUCGCGCGCGCGACCCCGACUGCUGACGACACUUGUGGGUUUGAAAACUAUUUUUCCUACGGCCCACAGUAGGCUGAUAGGCGUUCCUGCUUUUCGGAAGCAAAAGUGUGCGCGUGUGUGUUAAGGUUUUUCACGGAAAACGGAAACUCGAAACCAGCCCGUGGGAGGUGCCGAUCGAGCACGGGCGGUUAGGUGUGGACAAAAAGUGGCUCACAAUAUCGCAUUACGGUUGAAAAAGGGGUUGUACGGGAAAAUCACUUUUCCCUGGCGCGCCCUACACAACACCAUUCGUGUGAAAACGUGUUUCGACAGGGGUUGCUUUGCUCGGUGGAUUCGUCGAGAGGUAGCAGAAGGAAAAAAGCGGUAUGCAAAACGUACCAACAAAGCAGCACACAGCAGUGUCGCCAUUUGACGAAGGAGGGCGUUAAUAGGAUUGUGUGUGUCACGGUUAGCUGCCCCUCUGUGGGCACCACAAACGCGCCACAGCGAAGGAUAAUCGUAAGACGACGUUAAGCAGCUGGCCAGGAAAGGAUCACUUUGGUGCAUUUCCGUCGAUAAAGUUCGCGGUAUUCUUCUUCCCAUCCGAGCGGCGCCCGUGUGUGUCAAACCGCGCUGCUGCUGAAGCGAAAGAGCGAACAUUUGGGUGUGUGUGUGCGUGUGUGUGUAUGUGAGUGCGGCUUGCGGUGGCUGACGGCGUGCGGACGUACCUACUACGUACACAAGCAAACGGGCAGCGCAGCGCCGCAGUGGUGGUGUAGUGUUUUGCCAGCCAACAUCCGAAACGACCACGACGACCACGACGACCACGACACAACGACGAAGACAACGGCACCACACAUCAAGGCGCAUCUCAACCGUUCAAAACAUCAACAAUGACAACGGCAAGUGAUGGGCAGCAGCAACAACAGCAGCAGCAGCAGCAGCAGUCAGAUCCAAAGAUGUCACGGUUGCUGAAGCUUGCCCACAAGUUCAACUGCUUCUAUCUGAACGGUUUCAUGAAAGGCGACUGCCGCCCGUUCGUCGUCGACGGCCAUCAGGUUGGACUGGUCAGCCAGAAUGUGAUCGAGCAGCUGCUCAAGUAUCCCGAAGUAUUUCACGUCCGUGCACCGGAGCAUGGCAAGCAGAACAUCGUCGAAUUGAAUCCAGCGUUUCGGGAUUACAACACGCGCUCGGAGCAGGUGGAAAGGAUACUGCGCGAGUUCCGGGAGCAGGGCAUGUUUGUUGCGCUGAAAGGAUGGCGCGAUGAGUGCUACGACGUCAAGUCGUCCACCGGCUCGCUGCUGAAGAUGGACCGGUCGGCCACGUGCCUGUUCGGGGUGCGCAACUACGGCGUGGAGAUUAACGGGUACGUGCGCCACCCGACCAAGGGCCUCUGCAUCUGGCUGCAGCAGCGCUCCGACACCAAGCAGACGUGGCCCGGCAAGUGGGACAACAUGGUGAGCGGCGGGCUGGCGGUCGGGUUCGGUGUGCUCGAGACGGCGAUCAAGGAGGCGGCCGAGGAGGCCUCCAUACCGGGGCAUCUGAUAAAAAAUCUCGUAUCCGCCGGGUGCGUGUCGUUCUUCUUCGAAAGCGAACGGGGCCUGUUCCCCAACACCGAGUUCGUGUACGAUCUCGAGCUGCCCGAAGACUUUGUGCCUGACAAUUCGGACGGCGAGGUGCAGAACUUUCAGCUGCUGCCGGCCCACGAAUGUCUCGAGCGUGUGUUUAUGCCCGACUUCAAAACCACCAGCUGUCCGGUGGUGAUCGAUUUUCUCAUCCGCCAUGGUAUUAUUACGCCGGAAAAUGAAUCAAACUUCACACAAGUGAUCGAGUUGCUGCACGUUCCGCUGCAAAGCUUGUACACCUAUCGUACAACGACAACCACGCCAAAUGAUGGAGAGGCCAACGCCACUGCGGCAACAACGAAUCAGCGAGAUCUUAGCAGCAGCAGCAGCAGCAUCAACAAUGUUAAAAACAGUAUCGAAAACGCAUACAAUGCUUAUCAAUGCAUAAUUGAAUUUAAAAAAAAAUACAAGAAGAUAAGCCACAUUUAUAGGUUAACAGACACACACACACUCGUACAGCUGCAGUGGCUGCAGUGAACAGGAAAAGAUAUACCAAAAUUCAACAUGUUAUCCAAGAUAAUUCAGAGCAGCGUACACUAAAGCGAAGGUUUAAUUGCAACAAAAAAAACGCUUACAUGCGUCCCUUAACUCACACACAGAUGUAUUAAACCAGCAAGAGGGAGGAUGUUUUAGUGCCCUUUCAUCACAUCAAAACGUAAUGACAAUGUGUGUUUUAUUACUAAUUAAGUUAAAACCCCUUUUCACCUAAUCAAACGGGGGCUCUUCACGAAUCGCUAAUAAGAAUCAGAAGAUACACUGAAUAAUCACGUCUGGCCAAAACACCCCCCAGCAGCAACAACAACAACAACAACAAAAGCAAGCAAUCAAUUAGUCGUGUUAAAUAAGCAAGAAAACAAUCGUGCAUAAUCACGCGUGUUACGUUCUUCGGUAUUAUUAUGUCCAAUCAGAACACAUCCGACGUAAAACUAGGCCUUUUACACACUGUUGGUUUGUCAUUGUAUUACCGUUUAACAAUCGUUUCUGAUUAUUUAGAAUCACGUGUUGCGGCGCGCGCGCAUCUGUAACGUUGAUUGGUUUAGCGUUAGCUUUUAAGGAUGUGUGUAGCGUUUAAAAAAACAAAAGAAAAACGUACGGUGAAUUAAAAGUAGGACCAUGGAGUAGGUAAUUUGAUGGAAACGGAUAGAGAGCGGAGCGAUAGAGAAGACAACAUUCGAAUGAACAAGUUGAAUAGAUAGGUAAAAUGGAACUUUUUGCAUUCACAGAUUUGGUUAUAAUUUUUUUUUGUGCAAAACACGACAACCACAGGCGGAAGCGCAUCUGUGUUCGGUCAAACUGUUCGACUUACUAACUUCACUGUGCCAUCAUCAGCCCUCUCAGAGCUUUACACGACCUGACCAAGACUUUUACUAACCCACACCUAACCUCUCCAAUCCGCAACACACAUGACGACGAACACAACAUGAUCGCAUCACAUUCACUGCUCGCUCCGUUGCUGUGAAAAGACACAGCUUAAUUUUUAAGCGCUUACAACGUCUUAUAACUGUAUUAUUUAUAGUUACGCACAGAUAUAUACGUAUGUGUACCGUGUACCGUUUACAACAACUUGUUCCAUUCGCAUCAUACAAAAAAACUGUGGAACAUUCGCGUC